AUGUCCCCAACCCCAACGAUCGAAAGCCUGUCUGCGUCUCUGCACUCGUACCGCGGCCACCUAUCAAGGGUUAUAAACUCUGCCAACAAAUCGGUAUCCGAAUUUAUCGACUCCCAAGACGCAGCAUCUAUCAUCGAAAGGAAAGAAAACGUAAAGAAGUACUUCCAUAAGAUCGAAUCCCUCACCAUCGCCAUUCAAGAAUUGGAUCCUUCCAACAUAUCCAAAUACGACAUGGACCUCACCAAGGAUGAGGAGCGUACCGAUGACGUGAUCCAUGCCCUGUCGAAAGCUGCGAAGGCCAUCGCUAGCCCGCCCGCCGAUGUACGAAGACAUGCCGGAUCGAAAUCUCGUCGAAUCAACGAUUCCCUUAAGCCGACCGUCCUCUCGAAAGACGCCAGCCCGACUGAAUUGAGGCAUUGGAUCGAUUCCUUCAAAGCAUAUUACUCCUCGAAUGAUAUGGACGACUUCAGCAAGGAAGAAAGACGUUCCUAUUUCAAAAUAUUACUGGAUUCAGACCUCAAAACGAGAAUCAUGGCCAAAAUGAAUGAUAAUACCGACGUUUUUGGCGAAGACGGUUGCCUGCAGCUGCUCGAAAACGAUUUCCUGGGUCGCUACCCAUUAUUUUCCCGGAGACUCGAUUUUUUCCAAUGCCAGCAAAGAAACGGCCAAGCUUUCACAGAUUUCAUGGCAAAACUCAAGGAGCUCUCCAGACUCGCCGACCUCGAAAAACUAUCCGUGGAGGAAAUUUUCGUUUUUUGCCUGCUCCGAGGCACCACCGACUCCACCCUCCUCGACGAUCUCCUGGAACUACCAGAGAAAACCUUGAAAGACGUAGAAAACGCAGGGAAAAUGUACGAAAGCAAGCUGAUUUCUCGCUCCAAGCUCAACGCAAAUCCCAACGAAGCC
Messenger RNA from Paramuricea clavata, 906 nucleotides. The record is from the annotation of a GenBank genome assembly. Lineage: Eukaryota; Metazoa; Cnidaria; Anthozoa; Malacalcyonacea; Plexauridae.